Oncorhynchus kisutch (coho salmon) is the source of this 6228-nucleotide messenger RNA. RefSeq names its product heparan sulfate (glucosamine) 3-O-sulfotransferase 3B1b (gene hs3st3b1b). Gene Ontology annotation, molecular function: [heparan sulfate]-glucosamine 3-sulfotransferase activity. The coding region runs from base 307 to 1509 and encodes 400 amino acids. Lineage: Eukaryota; Metazoa; Chordata; Actinopteri; Salmoniformes; Salmonidae. The transcript has 2 exons. The record is from RefSeq and is a predicted model, not a curated record.
CGAAGGUUUGGCAACCGCGAUGCGUGUGAAGAGAGACGGCUAGGGUGUGGAGUAGCACCACUGAAGUGCAGCAGUCGUUCGUAUCAUUUUCCGAAUUCUUUACUGUGGCUCUGGUGAAUGACGAUUAUAGCAUGCAAUGACUUUGCACCAGUGGAUACAUCCGCUUUAGUUUAUUUGCUUGCUUUAUACAUGUUUCCGCUUUAAAUGAAUGGCAUGUGCAUUUUGCGAGGCUACUUGAUGUGCCAUCGGGAGUGAGUGGUUUUGGCAAUAUGUGUCGCUGGAAUAUGGUAUGCACUCGCAGGGCUUAUGGAAUAUAGCCUGGUUUGUCACAAUCUGUAUGCGUUCUCAUUCAGCCCGGUGAAAAAUAAACUCUUUCUGCUCGGCAUCAUGUUUUUACUCUGGGUAUAUAUGCUCUACUCCUGCGUGGGCUACUGUGCCACCAUGCCAAGUUUGGUCGUGGACAAUUACCGGGGAAAGGAGACAGGGUCUGUGGUCGGUAAAAGGAUAGAGAAUAACGGCAGAGUGGACCUCAUGUCCAGACUGCUCCCUAGACCCCAACCCUGGGUGGAUAUAGAAUCCGAUUACGACGAACCCUCUGUCCGGACCUCCUCCAGAGACUUGCUCAAUAACGAUGUAGACGCGUACAGAGGAGCGGAGGACUGGGACGAGAUGAGGGGCGAGGGGCAGAGAGCUCCUGAGCCCGGUGCGAUGUCAAGUUUCUCCAACGGAUCAGGGAGCAAGAAGCUUCCCCAGGCGAUCAUCAUCGGUGUAAAGAAAGGAGGGACGCGCGCGCUCCUCGAGUUCCUCCGCGUGCAUCCAGACAUCCGAGCUGUGGGAGCCGAACCUCACUUCUUCGACCGCAACUACGAGAAUGGACUGGAGUGGUACAGGGAGCUGAUGCCCAAGACCCUGGAGGGCCAGAUCACCAUGGAGAAGACCCCCAGCUACUUUGUGACCAGAGAGGCCCCGGCCCGGAUCUCCACCAUGUCCCGGGACACCAAGCUUAUUGUGGUGGUGCGGGACCCCGUCACCAGGGCCAUCUCUGACUACACACAGACGCUGUCUAAGAACCCCGAUAUUCCCACCUUCGAGAGCCUGACCUUCAAAAACAGGACUACGGGGCUCAUCGACACAUCCUGGAGUGCCAUCCAGAUCGGCAUCUAUGCCAAGCACCUGGACAACUGGCUGCAGUACUUCCCCAUGGGUCAGAUCCUGUUUGUGAGCGGAGAGCGUCUGAUCAGCGACCCGGCCGGAGAGCUGGGCCGGGUGCAGGACUUCCUGGGACUCAAGAGGAUCAUCACUGACAAACACUUCUACUUCAACCAGACCAAGGGCUUCCCCUGCCUCAAGAAGGCUGAGGGCAGCAGCAAGCCCCACUGCCUGGGCAAAACCAAAGGGCGGACCCACCCCAACAUCCACCCAGAGGUGGUGCAGAGGCUACGGGACUUCUACAGACCUUUCAACAUGAAGUUCUACCAGAUGACAGGACAUAACUUUGGUUGGGAUUGAUGGAUGUGAAUUUGGGAAGACACCUUGUUUUUUUUCUCUCUCUGUAAUUCAAUGAAUGGCAAAAAAAAGACAUGCGAGAUAUUGCUAUAUAUAUAUAUGUAAAAUGUACAGAAAUCUAUUUUAUAAUAAUUUAUUUUUAUUUCUAAGCAAUUAAUUCACUAAGCUGCCUAACCAUAUUGUACAUACAUAGCAUCUGGCCCACAUUCAUUUCCUCCGUUUUUUUUUUUUACAUUCCACAUUUUAUUUUGUUUCUUUAUUCUUCCCUUAAUGGUCCCUCAUGUCAACUCAGUAGAGUUGAAAUGGUCCCUCAUGUCAACUCAGUAGAGUUAAAAUGGUCCCUCAUGUCAACUCAGUAGAGUUAAAAUGGUCCCUCAUGUCAACUCAGUAGAGUUAAAAUGGUCCCUCAUGUCAACUCAGUAGAGUUAAAAUGGUCCCUCAUGUCAACUCAGUAGAGUUAAAAUGGUCCCUCAUGUCAACUCAGUAGAGUUAAAAUGGUCCCUCAUGUCAACUCAGUAGAGUUAAAAUGGUCCCUCGUGUCAACUCAGCAGAGUUAAAAUGGUCCCUCAUGUCAACUCAGCACAGUUCAAAUGGUCCCUCAUGUCAACUCAGCACAGUUAAAAUGGUCCCUCAUGUCAACUCAGCACAGUUAAAAUGGUCCCUCAUGUCAACUCAGUAGAGUUAAAAUGGUCCCUCAUGUCAACUCAGUAGAGUUAAAAUGGUCCCUCAUGUCAACUCAGCAGAGUUAAAAUGGUCCCUCAUGUCAACUCAGCAGAGUUAAAAUGGUCCCUCAUGUCAACUCAGCACAGUUAAAAUGGUCCCUCAUGUCAACUCAGUAGAGUUAAAAUGGUCCCUCAUGUCAACUCAGCAGAGUUAAAAUGGUCCCUCAUGUCAACUCAAUAGAGUUCAAAUGGUCCCUCAUGUCAACUCAGCACAGUUAAAAUGGUCCCUCAUGUCAACUCAGUAGAGUUAAAAUGGUCCCUCAUGUCAACUCAGCACAGUUCAAAUGGUCCCUCAUGUCAACUCAGUAGAGUUAAAAUGGUCCCUCAUGUCAACUCAGCAGAGUUAAAAUGGUCCCUCAUGUCAACUCAGCACAGUUCAAAUGGUCCCUCAUGUCAACUCAGUAGAGUUAAAAUGGUCCCUCAUGUCAACUCAGCACAGUUAAAAUGGUCCCUCAUGUCAACUCAGCACAGUUAAAAUGGUCCCUCAUGUCAACUCAGCACAGUUCAAAUGGUCCCUCAUGUCAACUCAGCACGGUUAAAAUGGUCCCUCAUGUCAACUCAGCACAGUUAAAAUGGUCCCUCAUGUCAACUCAGCACAGUUAAAAUGGUCCCUCAUGUCAACUCAGCAGAGUUAAAAUGGUCCCUCAUGUCAACUCAGCAGAGUUAAAAUGGUCCCUCAUGUCAACUCAGUAGAGUUAAAAUGGUCCCUCAUGUCAACUCAGUAGAAUUAAAAUGGUCCCUCAUGUCAACUCAGCACAGUUAAAAUGGUCCCUCAUGUCAACUCAGCACAGUUAAAAUGGUCCCUCAUGUCAACUCAGUAGAGUUAAAAUGGUCCCUCAUGUCAACUCAGUAGAAUUAAAAUGGUCCCUCAUGUCAACUCAGUAGAGUUAAAAUGGUCCCUCAUGUCAACUCAGUAGAGUUAAAAUGGUCCCUCAUGUCAACUCAGUAGAAUUAAAAUGGUCCCUCAUGUCAACUCAGCAGAGUUAAAAUGGUCCCUCAUGUCAACUCAGUAGAGUUAAAAUGGUCCCUCAUGUCAACUCAGUAGAAUUAAAAUGGUCCCUCAUGUCAACUCAGCAGAGUUAAAAUGGUCCCUCAUGUCAACUCAGCAGAGUUAAAAUGGUCCCUCAUGUAAACUCAGCACAGUUCAAAUGGUCCCUCAUGUCAACUCAGUAGAGUUAAAAUGGUCCCUCAUGUCAACUCAGCAGAGUUAAAAUGGUCCCUCAUGUCAACUCAGUAGAGUUAAAAUGGUCCCUCAUGUCAACUCAGUAGAAUUAAAAUGGUCCCUCAUGUCAACUCAGUAGAGUUAAAAUGGUCCCUCAUGUCAACUCAGUAGAGUUAAAAUGGUCUCUCAUGUCAACUCAGUAGAGUUAAAAUGGUCCCUCAUGUCAACUCAGUAGAAUUAAAAUGGUCCCUCAUGUCAACUCAGUAGAAUUAAAAAGCAGAUAAGUAAUAAUUGGUAACUGAAAUAAGGAGGAUAUUGAUAAAGGCACCAUUUCACAGGUAUAGUGUUCACAGAACAGUGAUGAAAAACCCAUUCAUGUGCAUUCUGAUUUAAACAUUCAUAAUCACUUUCACGUUCAAUAGCCAUAAUGAACCCCCCCCACACACACACAUUGUUCCUUGUCUAGUUACCCCUAUGAGUUUCUGUUCCAUCUAUUCAAAAUGUUGUGCUUCAUAUUGUGAGUUACCCCCAUCCACAUCCCAUUAUUCUACCGUCCCAUUGGUCAAACCAGCUGAUCUCCUGCCCUGUCAUUGGCCUAACCAGCUGAUCUGAUGUCCCUUUCAUUCAAUAACAGGUGGAUCAAUUGGCUUAAUUGCUCCUCAUUGUGUCAGACAUGGUUAAAGGGUACGUCUGGCCUCCCUCUUGUAGGGCUCCUACAGCCUGUUCUAAUGAAUCCACCAAAGGCCUAAAUCCUAUUUCUGACAGCAUCACUUUGAUAGGGCUCCAUGUUGACAUGAUGCUAAUGGAAUAACGUUACUGAGGUCCAUCGAUUCAGGUCUCCUCUACACUAUACUCUUGCUCUCAUUACAAGACACUGUUGGCUCAGAGCCAACAGUGCCAACAGUACAAAGUCCUGAGUCCCAAUUAAAUUAGCUCUGAGAGACGUUUGAUUUGUCGAAGAGACAGAGAGGGGAGGACACUCUGGGUCAUGGGAGGACUGUAGUAUUGUCCUUGAAUGCAUCCCAAUUGGCACACUCAUUCCCUAUAGAGUGCACUGCUUUUGACCAGAGCCCAGUGACCCUUGCUCAAAAGUAACGCAAUAUACAGGAAAUAGGGUGCAAUAUACAAGAAAUAGGGUGCCAUCUGGGACACAGUGCAAGCGCUUGGCCUGAGUUGAGGUAGGAGCUAGCAGUGGCCUAAACAUCUGUCUGAUACAGAGCAUAACGAUAGAGAUGAUAGAAAAACCACUGAGCGCUCUGCUUCACUGGAACACAUCAUCCUCAAACAGGAUCGUCAGGCCUCAGAUCAGAACUUGAAGUGCGUCCUAAAUGGCACCCUAUUCCCUAUAUCCCUAUAUUUUUACCAGAUGUCAAAUGACAAUACUUUUGGGCCUUUGGUCUAAAGUAGUGGACUAUGUAGGGAGUAGGGUGCCAUUUGGAGCAUACACAGAUCAAAGGGAGAGUUUCUGAAGUACUCUCUGUGGGAACGGCCUCGGGCGAAGAUACAGAACAUCACUGUUGUCAUGGUAAGACUUCAUUAUGGUAUGUCUAUGGUCUAUAUAGUUUGCCUUAUUCAACCCUUCAUCCUAACAUUGUUUCUUUCAUAGUUUCAUAUUCGAUCUCAAUUCGCUCCUACUUGUUGCCAAAAAAAUACUUUUUCAGAGUAUGGAGCUCAGAUAACAAGUUACCUAGGCUACACUCUAGCUUGAGUCACUAUCUUUUAUCUUUUGAGCUUUUCUUUUUUUUGUUCUUUGUUUUUCUCAAUGCUUCUUUGUUAUUGUUUGUCUUUCUGUCUGAAUUCUUGAUAUGCAAGAGACAGUCUGGCGUUAUCAUUCAGCGAUGUACAUGCUGGCCCAUACCCUCGCAGGUCGUGUCUACUUCAAAGUCAUACUCUGCUCUUUAGAGGAUAAGAGGGCUGAUUCUGCUUCUCAAAUGGUACCCUACACCCUAUAGUGUAUUACUUGUGACCAGGGCCCAUGGUUUUUACCUCAAACUAGUGGAUGGUAGCAUACUAUGGUAGGUGGAUGGUAGGGCUUGUCCUAACAUUGUACUGUCCCUUAUUCACAUAUAGUGGCUUUUUUCCACCAAGGAAUUGACAUUUAUUUUCAAUUAUCAUGCCUAUAUGGAUAACGCCUCAAUCUCUCCUUCUCUCCUUAUAGUGCAAUGGUUUUGAAAGCAUUUAAAAUGGUCUUUAUAUAGAGCAGGGAAACCAUGUGAAUACAAGCUAUCACAUUCUGAAUUGGAAUAAUGUUGAUCUUUCUCCCUGUAGUGGCUGGAUUAGGGGAGGCUGGGGCAGUUACCCCCUGUUACAUUUGCCUCCGGUCUCCCCUAAUGCACUUGAAUUCUGAUCUUGGUCAUGUUACUAAGAGAAAAGGGUUACGUCCUAAAUGGCACUCUAUUCCCUAUUUACUGCAGUACUUUACUUUACUUUUACUGCAGAUCCUUUAGGGAUCUGGUCAAAAGUAGUGCACUUCUAUUGGGAAUAGGGUUCCAUUUGGGACUCAUUCUAUCUUAAAAAUGUGCACUCAUGGUCAUGGUCCACGCGGCUGCAUCCAUUCUGGUUGACUUUUAUUCAAUCCUUUUAGAGCUCUACAAAUGUUAGUGAUGUUUGUCUUAUUCCCAUCCGCAUAUAAUAUGGUUAAAACCUAGACGUUUAGCAGAUUGUGUAUGUAUAAAAAAUGAACAUGUAAAUCAAGUAUUUUGUGGUAUCAUGUACAUCAAAUGAAUUAAUUUUACACAGUGAAAGAGCAAAAUGGAACAGAUGUUUCUAGAUAAUUCAAUACUGAACAUUCAUACUAUUUCUUUGUAUGAAUAAAUAAAUAAAAAAGUAUAUAUUUUA